This is a messenger RNA of Toxotes jaculatrix (banded archerfish), 2588 nucleotides long. RefSeq names its product hyphally regulated cell wall protein 1-like. Bases 1 to 1485 code for a protein of 494 amino acids. The record is from RefSeq and is a predicted model, not a curated record. The transcript has 5 exons. Lineage: Eukaryota; Metazoa; Chordata; Actinopteri; Toxotidae.
AUGGCUGCCGUCAUGUUCACUUCAGAUUCACCUUCCAGCGCUGAGAAAAAAGACAAGAGGACCGACCGGUUUCAGAGCAUCCAUCAGACGUCUUUCUCGUCCAAAGCAGGGUGUUGGAACCGGCAGAUCCUGCUGGCGACAGAAGUGAAGAUGGCUGGCCUGUGCUGGAUGGCUGUGGCGCUGGCCUUCUUCCUGUCUGCUGGAAACACUUUGGCUGCUGUGGACCAGAACUGGCUCACAAGUAUUGUAGAAGGAAUCCAGAAAGCGUAUGCACUAGGUGACAGCUUCAGUCUGGCUGUCAACGUCCCACAGAACCAAGAUCCAACCAGUCUUCAGGAAGUCCUAAAGGACGACCCAACAGACAAAGUGAGCCAAAGUGUUUCGCAGGGUCAGGUUUACCAGGGCAGCAGGGUGGUUGCAGCAGCACAACCCGAGGCACUGUCACGUGUUCUAGAAAACAUACAACCAUUUACUAAAAGCAGUCAGGGUAAUUUCCUCAUCAUCUACUCUGUACAAUCGCCCUGUGGUCCAACGUGUACAAGCACAAAUGAAGACGGUAUCAGUGGCAAGAUCAAUGACGUUACUCAGAACUGGAGUGGUUAUGCGUUUGUGUUUUCUAAUGUAGCCGAUGCUCCUGCUGCAGACAAGUCUCAACUGGCCCAAUCUUUUAAACAACUUGGGAUUUCCAAACUCGGACUCGACAACAUAUUCCGCUGUUACAAACCCGGAGAUGAUCCUUUCCAGUGCACCAGCUGCUCCUCAGGUGGAGAUGUUACACCCUCAUGUGUUGCAAACACAGACCUGUCAGAUCAAAAACAGGGCGCAGGUGAGGAAACAGGUACACCCAAACCAGAGGGCACAGGCACGGAAACAGGCACAGGCACAGAAACAGGUGCAGAAACAGGCACAGGCGCAGAAACAGGUGCAGGCACAGAAACAGGUGCAGAAACAGGCACAGGCGCAGAAACAGGUGCAGGCACAGAAACAGGUGCAGAAACAGGCACAGGCGCAGGCACAGGCGCAGGCACAGGCGCAGGCACAGGCACAGAAACAGCCAUAGGCACAGAAAUUGGCUCAGCCAUAGGCACAAGCAUAGGUGGAAGAAGUGGAGGGCGCAGAGGACAAGGCAGAGCUGGAAGAGUCAGCAGGUGCAAAGGCCGUGGCAAUCGUAAACGAGGCUGCAAGCGUAGAGGAGGCAGCGGGAGCAGAGGAGGUGGCUUGCGUAAAAAAGGGGGCAAGGUUAAAAAAGGACCCAAGCCAAGAAGAGGUGGCAAACGUAGAGGAGGUGGCAAACGCAGAGGAGGUGGCAAACGCAGAGGAGGUGGCAAACGCAGAGGAGGUGGCAAACGUAAAGGAGGUGGCAAGCGUAGAGGAGGUGGCAAACGUAGAGGAGGUGGCAAGCGUAGAGGAGGUGGCAAACGUAGAGGAGGUGGCAAGCGUAGAGGAGGUGGCAAACGUAGAGGAGGUGGCAAGCGAUGGGGGUAGAAUACGACUGGCGACUGAAAGGACUCGGCUAAAACAACUUAGUACGAACCUGAGACUCUGGGAAGCAGUCCCCUGAUGCUUACUGAGACAUAACCUUAUGCACUUGCUUCUUUUCCUUUCCGUAGAUUUAAUAAGUCUCUUCUCUGACAUUUGAAAUGAUCUUUCAUGCCAACGUCUAUAUGACGCCUCAGUUUACGCCCUGACACUGAAUGGAUCCAUUUUAUUUAGCAACCUAAAGGAUAAGGCUGCAGAUAGUCCAUAUUUUUCUUUCUGUCAGCAAUUCAGCUGAUAAAAAGACCAGCAACAAGUCCUGUGUGUGUAUCAAAGCCUGAUGUGUCUGACUCAGAUGAGCCUUUGAGCUCCACUGCUUCCAAAAACCAUUAAAAACACUUCAGUGAGCCACACUGUUACACUGGGUGACAUGUGACCACAGUUUCAUACAUUAAACUAUAGGGGUGAUGAAAUAAUGACUAAACAUGAAUUCGAGGCAUUCAGUCAGUGACUCAGCACUUAACAGUUUACUGACCCUCUCAAAUCCUCAGUGUUGAACUUUAUCUUUCCAAAAAUGAAAACAGCCUAAAUUUAAUAUCAGCUAUGACUUAAAUCUCAAUUCAAUCCUCAGUAAAUUAAAAAAACACCUGAGGUAAAAUAUACAGUUCAACAUUUGUCCAAAUAAACCCAAAACCCAUCUGUUAGCACGAUGUGGUCACUCGAAAUAUAUGGACCUCAAAAGAAAGUGAAGGAAGAGUAGUUUUGACGUUAUGGCAAAGAGGUUAACAUGCUAACCAGCUAACUGUGGCCCGUCCCAUCUCUUAAUAUCUCUUUCUACCUCAAGAGACGAUAGUGAGUCACUGUAGUGUUCAGUCAGUCCUCAGUCCAGCAUGAGAGGUUGUAGUCAUAAUAACUAUAGGAGUCCAUGAACCUGUUCAGUCGUCCUCUCAGAGACAUCCUGCCUCUUUCCUCAAGCUGUUGAUGCUGCUGCUCCAGCGUCUCUCCUUCACCUUCCUCCACCUCUCGAGACUCGCCCUCUACUUGAUGGUCCACCCGUCACAGAUGCAGCAGCCCAGCUGGAUCUAUCCCACUACGCCUGAUGGCCAGUGUGG